AUGCUUGAAAAUAUAAUAAAACCCCCCACAUUUGAAACCUUUCUUCCCAUUCUCUGUGUCGCUUCUCUUCUUUCACUGUUCAUCGAUCCCUGUCAUGGCUACAAGCCUACAAACAACAUUAACGAUGACAACAACAACAGGUUUUCCCUUCCACCUGGGUCUGACUCAGUUUCAAGCCACACUACUUUCGUGCAGGCCGAUCCAUCAACCUUCCGAGCUGUGGUUCAGAGACUCACGGGUUCCACCGAUGACCCAUCACUUGAAAAGCUCCCCGUCACAGUCCCUGCUCGACAAACUGGUAUUAAAGGCGUGUUUGGCGAGUUGGGCCCUCGAAAACCUUUGUUUAAGCUCCUAGAAAGAAGGCAGAGCCUGAGGAAGCUUGAGAUUAAGCUUGAAGCUGCUAGUUUUAGUUGUGGUUCAGGGCCCUAUUCACCAUCAGCCGUCGCUGCUGCGAGAAAGAAAAGCUUCAUGGGUGGAAGAGUAAGUGAGAUGCCGUUGUUUUCCCCUGUUUCGCCUCUUGAUUUAUGGUCUCAAGGGAGCCCAAGAACCCCAACUCAACGGUUAACACUGGAGGAGGAAGAAGAGAAGAAAGCGAUUGCAGAGCAAGGUUUCUAUUUGCACGCAUCGCCUCUCAGUACCCCGAGAAGCUCUGAACCUGAACUGCUUCCUCUGUUUCCUCUGCAUUCUCCCAGAGACUCUGCUUCUUCUUCUUCUUCGUCACCUCCUUAGAUUGAUUUCUGAAUUCUGAUUUUCAUUUCCCAGAAUUGAACUUCUAAGCAUUAAUUAUUCAUGUGAAGAUUAUAUGAUAUUUGUCUUUCGUUUGGGUUA
Messenger RNA from Macadamia integrifolia, 828 nucleotides. Its product is annotated as VQ motif-containing protein 11-like. The coding region runs from base 1 to 729 and encodes 242 amino acids. The record is from RefSeq and is a predicted model, not a curated record. Lineage: Eukaryota; Viridiplantae; Streptophyta; Magnoliopsida; Proteales; Proteaceae. The transcript has a single exon.